This is a messenger RNA of Sander lucioperca (pikeperch), 5099 nucleotides long. RefSeq names its product kelch-like protein 28. Lineage: Eukaryota; Metazoa; Chordata; Actinopteri; Perciformes; Percidae. The record is from RefSeq and is a predicted model, not a curated record. Gene Ontology annotation, molecular function: protein binding. The coding region runs from base 173 to 1888 and encodes 571 amino acids. The transcript has 6 exons.
GGGUGUGCUGCUCUGAUAUUAUAAGAGCUCAUCUGUAGCUUUGUGGCUAGGUUGGCAGUAGGUUGUUUUCUUGAAAGCCUCCCGAGGUUCCCACUCGUCGCCGCUGAACUCCGCCACUGCAAAAUCGGUUAUUACAGCGGCGCACCAGACGGACUAACGUUAUAGGUUACAGAUGGAACAGCAGGACCAGGCCUAUAUGUUUGCCAGUCUGAAACGGCCUCACUCAGAGCAGCUGCUGCAAGGCCUCCAGCUCUUGCGGCAGGAUCACGAACUAUGUGACAUUGUCCUGCGUGUGGGUGAUGCCAAGAUCCAUGCCCACAAAGUAGUGCUGGCCAGCAUCAGCCCUUACUUUAAGGCCAUGUUCACGGGUAACCUGUCAGAAAAGGAGACCUCCGAGGUGGAAUUCCAGUGCAUCGAUGAGACUGCCUUGCAGGCCAUUGUUGAGUAUGCAUACACUGGCACAGUGUUUAUCUCCCAGGAAACAGUGGAAUCUCUGCUACCGGCUGCCGACUUACUCCAGGUUAAGCUAGUACUUAAGGAGUGCUGCUCCUUCUUAGAGAGCCAGCUGGAUGCUGGAAACUGUAUAGGCAUCUCCCGUUUUGCAGAGACAUAUGGCUGUCAUGACCUGUGCCUGGCUGCAAAUAAAUUCAUCUGUGAGAACUUUGAGGAAGUUUGUCUAACAGAGGAGUUUUUUGAACUGACAAGGGCUGAGUUGGAUGAAAUUGUGUCCAAUGACUGCCUUAAGGUGGUCACAGAGGAGACUGUAUUUUACGCCCUGGAAUCGUGGAUCAAAUAUGAUGUUACUGAGCGACAGCAGCAUCUGGCUCAGCUGCUGCACUGUGUUCGCCUUCCACUCCUAAGCGUUAAAUUUCUCACUCGCCUAUAUGAAGCCAACCACCUUAUACGAGAUGACCACGCAUGCAAGCACCUGCUCAAUGAGGCCCUCAAAUAUCAUUUUAUGCCUGAGCAUCGACUCUCCUAUCAGACUGUGUUGUCAGCACGGCCCAGGUGUGCCCCGAAGGUGCUGCUUGCAGUAGGUGGAAAGGCUGGACUGUUUGCAACAUUAGAAAGCAUAGAAAUGUAUUUCCCUCGGACAGAUUCAUGGAUAGGACUGGCCCCUCUGGGUGUACCCCGUUAUGAAUUUGGAGUAGCAGUGCUGAACCACAAGGUGUAUGUGGUGGGAGGCAUCGCCACACACAUGAGACAGGGCAUUAGCUAUCGGAGACACGAGAGCACAGUGGAGAGCUGGGACCCCGAAAGCAACACCUGGUCUUCUGUGGAGCGUAUGGCCGAGUGCCGCAGCACACUCGGGGUGGUGGUCCUGGCGGGCGAGCUGUAUGCCCUCGGAGGCUAUGACGGCCAGUAUUAUCUCCAGUCGGUGGAGAAAUAUGUCCCCAAGUUGAAGGAGUGGCAGCCUGUGGCACCCAUGACCAAGUCCCGCAGCUGCUUUGCCACCGCUGUGCUGGACGGCAUGGUGUACGCUAUUGGAGGCUAUGGCCCAGCCCAUAUGAACAGCGUAGAGCGGUAUGACACCAGCAAAGAUGCCUGGGAAAUGGUAGCCCCCAUGGCAGAUAAGAGGAUCAACUUCGGAGUAGGCGUCAUGCUCGGCUUCAUAUUUGUGGUGGGCGGACAUAAUGGAGUGUCACACCUGUCUAGCAUUGAGAGGUAUGAUCCACAUCAGAACCAGUGGACAGCCUGUCGGCCAAUGAAUGAACCACGCACUGGUGUGGGAUCUGCCAUCGUGGACAACUACCUCUAUGUGGUGGGAGGUCACUCCGGAUCAUCCUAUCUGAACACUGUCCAGCGCUAUGACCCCAUCUCAGACAGCUGGUUGGACUCGAGCGGCAUGAUGUAUUGCCGUUGCAACUUUGGUCUGACUGCCCUUUGACCCAUGGCCCAGCCAGCUAGGACCCAAUAAGAGAACUUGGACACAAAGACGUUUCUUUUUUGUUGUCUGCUCCUCCUUCCCCACAUUCAUCCUCCAGGUGCAGAGGAGCGCUGCACACCAACGUGAACACCAGAGGAGAGGGAGCCUACUGAGUGGAUGGAUGUGCCGGGCUAGCUGGCUGGCUAGAGGGGGACCACAGACAUGGCUGCAGAGAUGAGAAAGAGCUACAGAGAUGAAGAUCAUUGGACAGCUGUUGUCACGGGCACGAGGAGACGACCGCUCUACUGCUGCUGGACCACAAUGAGGACUCUGAGCCAUUUCCCCAGAGGAUUGUGGGAGAAAACUUGUCACUUUUGUUUUAAAAUUCUGUUAUGUUAGCAGACAUUUUUUUUGUUUUCCUUUAUGCCAUUAAUUGUGUCUAACACUCAAAUAUUUUUUUUAUUAAAUUCCCUGCUGCAACUGGAACCAUGUGUUCAGAUUUUGUAGAACACCGCAGUCGGCAGGUGUUUUUGUAUGAAUAUGUGGUUGUUGGCCAUGUAGUGUGUAUGCUCGAGAGGUACAUGCAUGUCAGAUAGGAUUGUUUGUUUUGUUAUGUGUCCGGGUGCAGAGCUGAUGCUUGGGCUCAGCGACUCAGCGACGCAGGAGUUCUGCAUCAAAAUCAGUGCUUCACAAAAAAGAGAAAAGUUGGAAUCUUUAUAUUUUCAAAAAGGGCUGCCUUUUUCUCUCUUGUAAAUAGUUUAAAUAAAAUAUAUGGAAUAUAUCCUCUAGUGCAUUGCCUGUAAAAUGUCUUUCUGCACUGGGUCACUAGUGUGCGUGCGGAUGUGUGUGUAGUUUGAUUCCGAGGUUCAGUGUAGAGUUGAGACUGUGACAAAUUCUCCUGAGAGUGUUUAUCACUUAGUUUCUGCUUCAUCCUCGGAGCCAUUUAAAAAAAAAUCCCCAUCUUCUAGCUUCUGUUACAUCUUCCUAAGGUCAGGUCAUGCACUUGCUACUCUUUAGUUGAAAUCGACCGUGGCCCUUUUUUCACCCUUUGGUCUGUACAGUAUACCAACUGGUGCUAUAUUUAGGAUUCAGGAUUCAGCUGUUUGUCUGUGUUGCCUCACACAAUUAGCUCAACCUCUGUUACUUACUACUGCGUAAGAUGGUAGUUAUUUGAUGUAUGCGCAUUUAAAUGCGUAUAAUUGAAUGGCCCCCAACCAUGCAAUAAAUAUAAAUUCCUACUGCAAGGGAAGCCUGUGGUUGGAAAACCGCAAACUUCUGUCCUCAUAAAUAUUUAAAAAGUCUGAAAAUUGGCACUGUUUGGUUUGAUUUUUUUUUUUUUUUUUUUUAUUUAAAAAAAUAUAUCCUAGUUAGCAUUCCCCUUCCUUACAUCGUCCCUGUUGCUGGAUAUGAGCAUGCUUUGUCAUUGUCUCCAUACCUGUUCCUGGUACAAUGUCACUCUUGGCUAUGAACAUGACUUUUUCUGCCUGUGAUUGGGUCUAAGCCUGCUCUUUUCACUCACCAACUCGCUACCAAACGUGAUUCUCAUGUAUCCAUGGUCUUGCUUGCAAGCUCAGGUUUGAGGUAAUCUGUUCACAGCUUCAUGUGAAGUGCCAAAACAUUUUUUGGUUUCGCAUCUUUCCCACCUCCUGUGCUAGAAACAGCUUCCUUUGUGUGCCACGAUUGAAUUAUCUUGUCCUUAUUGCUAAUGUAUUAGUAUGACAUUCUUCUAUGCUGUCAUAUGGAGAUGGAUGAUAAAGCACCAAGGGCUGUGCCAGCCAAAUCGGGCCAUGUACCCACUGUCACCAGUCCUGUGUCCUGGGAGAGAGUGCUCCCCAGGCUGGUUGAGGGUGUCACUCUGUGCAGACUUGGGUUAGGCUAACGGAUAGGUCAAGCAAUGCACAGCAAUAGAGGGCACUAGACUAGGAAAGGCUAGGUGUGGUGUGUCUUGAGUCACUUAAUGUUCAAGUCUAGUUUGAGUUGCUUUGUGCACUGAUGUUUGCACAUAAGUGGAAACUUUAACCAAGCUCUGCGUUGCACUUACCAAACUAUUUGAUACAUAUUGUAAUUUGUACAUAUGCUUUAAUUUAGAAUAAUGGCAUUUAGAUAAUGCAAUAAGACUUCUGUUCUCUCUGUGGAUGAAGGUUUUUUGUGUGUGUUUGUCUCUUUAAAAAGCCAAGGCAUCUCAUAUUGCUGUAACAGAACAUGGCAUGUUUAUUGAUUCACACUGUUUUUCUGGUAAUGUUGACAUCUGAUGAAGAAAAAAAAAAAAAUGAAAUUGUACCAUUGACUUUGCCUCAUCCUACAGGACAUUUUAUGUCGUCAUUUUGUUGUGCAUGCUGGUUCAUUUGUACAAGGCAUAUGUUUGAGGCAGAUUCAGAUGGGUUGCUCACAAUCAUUGCAUUAAUUAUGAUAAAUGGCCAAAUUCGAGGUAUACACCUUUUUUAAAAACAAUUCAGCCCUUUCACCACAUAAGUCUUGUAAAACCGUUACCUGUUAAACAGGACGUGUGCUCUUCCACUUGUACUCCGAACUUCAUGCGUUUGUGAAAUAAGGGAAACCAUUACUACAAAUGAGGACUUUAAUGACAUUUCAUUGGUGAGACAUUUAAUUUGUUGCAUCACUAUAUAGAGUACUUUCCUUUUACUUUUAAAAGGCAUAAGCAAGCCAAGCGUAUUUCUGCAAAUAUCUUUUUUUUUUAGAAAGAUGUGAAUUACUUUUUUGUAUUUAUAAUUUGUAUUAUUUAUGUUGUGUAACCUGAUUUUGUUUGCUAAUUCUGUAUUGUACUAGAUUUUGUUUGUCACAUAACAGCCAUGGCACAAAUCACGCAGGCGUAAUUAUGUGCUACAGCCAUGAUUCCUCUAGCAUCAAUGUUAUGUACAGUGUCAUGAUUUCUGAGGUGUAUAUUAACUACUGCUUUAAUCAAUUUUGGAGAGACUCUGAAGAAAAUCUGCAAACGUUAAUCUGCAAAAAGAAGGGAUGUUAAAAUCAAGUUUGUAUGCAUUUUCAUUAUGGCCUAACCAAUGUCAUGUUUUUGCCACCACUCUCACCAAAGUGCUUGUUCAAAGAAAGCAGAUGGAUGACUAACACCUUGGUCUGCAAUGGACUGCCACUGUUUGUGUCUGAAAGAAAAAUUCUUUGAAACUGAUGUCAAUGUUAGCCAAAUGACCACUCUGCUUCUUUUACAUUUCCCAUUGUGUGUCUGGAGUAAAGGUGAUGAUCUUGAAUUUUCUAU